UUGGACGAUCCGUGGGGUUUGGCUACUCUGAUGAGGCAUAUGAAGAGUCCCGGGUGUUCCCUCCCCUCGAUCUCCAAUCUCACGCACAAGGAUGAGUACGUCGAUAUUGCUCAUCACAUGGGUCAGCUGGCUGGUGCUAUCAACAGGGCUCAGUUCAAAUUUGAGGAUGCUGUACACAAUGCUCCCAGUGCCGAGGAGUUAGCCCAGGUCACUGAAUUGGUCAAGGCCAACAAGACUGAACUUAAUCAGACUCGGGCUCUGAUCUCGGAUCUCCAAGCUGAGGUAAAGAGACUUGGCUCCAAGUGUGAUGCUCAGCAAGGGACGAUCGAGAGCCAGCUGAUUGACCUCCAGGUGAAAAAUAGGAAGAUUGGGGAGUUGGAUGCUGCUCGGAAGAUAGCCGAGUAUCAAGUCAAGGAGCUGAUUGCCACAUCUCAGAGCAGCCAGAAGAACAAGGAAGCUGAGGUCAGGCUAGCCGUCCGGAGAGGAAAAAAGUAGGUAGCCGAAGCCUACAACAAAAUUCUGGUUGUUGUCAAGGAGAAGUUCUCCAAGAAGAAGGACGAAGUCGACCUCCUGGUUCAUGCUCAAGAGAUUCAAGCCAACACCGAGCUCCUGAAAGACAUGCUGGAUGGCGAGAUUAAGAGUACUCAAGAUGAGUAUGAUCGCUUGGUGGCAAUAAUGCCGGAAGCUGUUGCGGCAUACGAGAAGGCUCAGGUCUCGGACUUCUCGAUCGGCAAGCUCCCUCUUCCCCAACUCUCUGAGAGCUCAGCCCCAGUCGAAACCGCCUCUGGAGGUAAUGACAAGGAGAUGGAGGAGGAGGUCCCUGAGGAGGAAGAUCCAGCUGGUAAGGGAGCUGAGAAGAGCUCGGAUGACAAGGAAGUCUAAGAGCUGAGGCUCUUUCAUGUUUUCUAGGAUUUCUGCCCGAUGGGCUUUGUUUCAUUUGUUUCUAAGACUUAUAGCCUGAGGAGGCUUUUAAACCUUUAUCUGUUUACACUUCGAAUCUUUGUUAG
This is a messenger RNA of Raphanus sativus (radish), 1007 nucleotides long. RefSeq lists its product as uncharacterized. The record is from RefSeq and is a predicted model, not a curated record. The coding region runs from base 31 to 495 and encodes 154 amino acids. The transcript is spliced from 3 exons. Lineage: Eukaryota; Viridiplantae; Streptophyta; Magnoliopsida; Brassicales; Brassicaceae.